Molecule: messenger RNA, 1787 nt
Organism: Oryzias melastigma (Indian medaka)
Lineage: Eukaryota; Metazoa; Chordata; Actinopteri; Beloniformes; Adrianichthyidae
Gene: cops2
Product: COP9 signalosome subunit 2
Exons: 13
Coding region: 113-1444 (443 amino acids)
Biological process (GO): protein deneddylation
Cellular component (GO): COP9 signalosome
Molecular function (GO): protein binding
Source: RefSeq, a predicted model, not a curated record
GUGUCAGUGCGUCUCGCGGCACCGUUCGACUCACCACCACUUGAACGCUGCAAAACACAGAGCAGGCCGCGAUACUGAUUGUCUCGGUGGGAGGAAGAGGAACAUCUUCAAGAUGUCGGACAUGGAGGAUGAUUUUAUGUGCGAUGACGAGGAGGAUUACGACCUGGAAUACUCCGAAGACAGUAAUUCUGAGCCAAAUGUGGACCUGGAAAACCAGUACUACAACUCCAAAGCCUUGAAGGAGGACGAUCCCAAAGCAGCGCUCAGCAGCUUCCAGAAGGUGCUGGAACUUGAAGGAGAGAAGGGAGAAUGGGGAUUCAAAGCACUUAAACAGAUGAUUAAAAUCAACUUUAAACUGACUAACUUUCCAGAGAUGAUGAACAGAUAUAAGCAGCUCCUUACAUACAUAAGAAGUGCUGUCACCAGAAACUACUCUGAGAAAUCUAUCAACUCCAUCCUGGAUUAUAUAUCUACUUCCAAACAGAUGGACUUACUACAAGAGUUUUAUGAAACCACUCUGGAGGCUUUGAAAGAUGCAAAAAAUGACAGAUUGUGGUUUAAAACUAACACAAAGUUGGGGAAGCUGUACUUGGAGAGGGAAGAGUAUGGAAAGCUCCAGAAGAUCCUAAGGCAACUUCACCAGUCAUGUCAGACAGAUGAUGGAGAGGAUGACCUUAAGAAAGGCACGCAGUUGUUGGAGAUUUACGCCUUGGAAAUCCAAAUGUAUACCGCCCAGAAAAACAACAAGAAGCUGAAGGCCCUGUAUGAGCAGUCUCUUCAUAUUAAGUCCGCCAUUCCUCACCCACUCAUAAUGGGGGUCAUAAGAGAGUGUGGGGGGAAGAUGCACUUGAGAGAAGGCGAGUUUGAGAAAGCUCACACAGAUUUCUUUGAGGCCUUCAAAAACUACGAUGAGUCCGGGAGCCCCAGAAGGACCACUUGCCUCAAGUACCUAGUGUUAGCAAACAUGCUAAUGAAGUCAGGAAUAAACCCUUUUGACUCUCAAGAGGCCAAACCGUACAAAAACGAUCCUGAAAUUCUUGCGAUGACCAACUUGGUUAGCGCCUACCAGAACAAUGACAUCACGGAAUUUGAGAAAAUCUUAAAAACAAAUCACAGCAACAUAAUGGACGACCCCUUCAUUAGAGAGCACAUAGAGGAGCUGCUGCGUAACAUUAGAACUCAAGUACUUAUCAAGCUCAUCAAACCGUACACCAGAAUACAUAUUCCUUUUAUUUCUAAGGAGCUAAACAUUGAUGUGUGUGACGUGGAAAGUUUGCUGGUGCAGUGCAUCUUAGAUAACACAAUCCAUGGCCGAAUCGACCAGGUUAACCAGCUACUAGAACUGGACUACCAGAAAAGAGGCGGAGCUCGCUACACAGCAUUAGAUAAAUGGACAAAUCAGCUGAACUCCUUGAACCAAGCCAUUGUUAGCAAGCUCACAUGAUGGCAUAUAAAAUAAAGAGACUAGGAAAAUUGCAUGUUCCAGUACAUCCAUCAAGUAUGCUACUUUGCUAACUCGAGAACAUCUGCUCAGGCAACACAGAUUUUAAGAAAGCAUCCUUUUCAAGAAGACUUCCAAGAAAAUGCUUUUUUUUGGUUUAUUGAUUAGGGCAAAUCAAUUACACCUCCCCCGUUUUUGGUCUUUUUUUCAUAUUGAGCUAUUUUUUUUCACGUGCUGCAAAUAAAUGCUUCAUUGGGGAAUAAAAAGUUUCAAAUAUGUAUGAAGUUGUGUACACAGUAUUUUAAUGUUAACUGUUUCUUGAUGAUAAUAAAAUGAUUUCUCUCAA